Molecule: messenger RNA, 687 nt
Organism: Cylicocyclus nassatus
Lineage: Eukaryota; Metazoa; Nematoda; Chromadorea; Rhabditida; Strongylidae
Source: the annotation of a GenBank genome assembly
AUGUUGGUAUACUUAGCUAUCGUGAGACUCCUCCCAGGUGUGAGCGGUGCACUAAUUCGAACCGCGAACGAGGUACAACACAUCUAUCAUAAAGAUAGGCAAGUCAGACAAGUAUGCUUUGACAGAGUGGACCCGCGUACUGGCGUAUCGGAUUGUCCCAGUAAGGCAGCGCUCUGCAACAAUCUAAUAUAUCAGCAAGUAAUGUGGGAGCAAUGUCCUUUGACAUGUGGACGAUGUCCUGGCAUUUUACCAAAUUCUGGUGGACUUAGCACAAUUGUCUCAGGCACCACAUGUUUCGAUCGAGUGGACCCACGUACUGGCGUCUCGGAUUGUCCCAAUAAGGCAGCCCUCUGCAACAAUCUAAUAUACCAGCGAGUAAUGUGGGAGCAAUGUCCUUUGACAUGUGGACGAUGUCCUGGCAUUUUACCAAAUUCUGGUGGAGUCAACACAAUUGUCUCAGGCACCACAUGUUUUGAUCGAGUGGACCCACGCACUGGUGUCUCGGAUUGUCCUAAGGAUUUACAUUACCCAUACUAUGAUCUUAUGCAAGUCAAUACAAAGAGGGAUGAAAUGAAGGGAAAAGAAACGAGAAAAGGCUCUUCUGGCAACAUUCUUCGCAUAAACGUCCAGAAAAGAGGUAAGGGGAAGAGGAAACAGUGCCUGCUGGCCUGGGGUUGGCUAUCUUAA